Molecule: messenger RNA, 6330 nt
Organism: Spirometra erinaceieuropaei
Lineage: Eukaryota; Metazoa; Platyhelminthes; Cestoda; Diphyllobothriidea; Diphyllobothriidae
Source: the annotation of a GenBank genome assembly
AUGGACGCUAGGCGUAGUCUCACCUGCAAGCAGGUGAGCGACCACUACGACCAUCACGUGGACCCACCGCUGACACCCCUACACCCCACCACCACCACCACUACCACCACCACUACCACCACCACCACCACCGGUGGCGCUGAUGUGAGGAUCACCGUAUUUAAUGUUGCGAGUCGACUGCUGGAUGAUCACCAUUUUACCCAUGCAUAUGAUCAGCCUGAAUCGUGCCAAACUGGUUGCAAAGAGAUCCGUACUCCGUUGUAUAACCGCCACUGUCGCGGUGUUUGUUGCAUAUACGUCCGUAAAGAGUAGGUCGUGAACAUUGUUCGGGGAGAGGUGGGCUGGAAUAUGCAUAAGUCGGCUGUUGAGGCGAUUAACAAUGCUGUGAACGAGGACCGUUUCAGCAAUGUCGGCCAGCGAGAUUCAGCCGCGAUAAUCCCAAAGAUGUAUGAUUCGCAGUUUCCCAGCAAGAUGUGUUUCUUCGUCGGAGCUGAGUAACGGCGCGGUUACUUCCGUACGGAUGUCGCAGACUGCCUUGAUUGAGGCGAAGUAAUGACUCGUAUCAAUUAAGUCCGCGCAUGCUGGCAUUCCCUCAGCCCUAGGAUCCAUGGAGACGUUCCGCAAGGUCUGCAGUCCCUGUUGCACUAGGCAUAGACAACGGACGUAGGCAGAUUCAUCUUCAUCGAUCUGGCGAUUGAGUUAGGAUUUUUGAAGCCUUUGCUUGUGGACAUGCAGACUGCAUAUUUCUGCGCCGUCCUCGUCAAGUCAGUCCAUGGAUUGGCGACAUGCAUGGCUCAGAGCAUCAUAGACCAUGUAGUGCUCCCUAACCGGUCAUUGGGUACAUGCGCUGGCCUAAGACGGGGAGUCACAUCAGAUUGCGGCAGGGUUAUGGGAAAGCUCACCAUAACAAAUGCCAGCAUUUCGGGGUGCGAUGGCAGACCCGAUUGCCGGCAGACAUCGCGCACAGUGUGACCCCUGUUGUUUUUGUUGUUGGUCAAAGGCCUCGUCAUUUGCUGUGUAGACCAGGAGGUGUGAAGUAGAGAGCCAAGGUGCGGCUCUAACGUACCAUCCGCCUGCGCUCUCCCCGCCUCCGGUAUUCUUGACUCUACCUUGGCACUGUGUCCAUGUGGGGAAGGAGAAGAGAGUGUGGUAGAUGCUGCGCAAGUCUACUUUCACUAUACAAUGAUUCAUGUGCAAAUCACAGCCCCCGAUUCACGUAACCGUGGAGCACAAUAUGCACUUCGGCAACAAAAACGGUCGAACUGUCUUAUUGUGGUCUGUGCUUUUUACACCACCAUGUCUUCAAUGUGGUAUUGUCUUCGACGUCUGUGGUUCUUUCACGGAUUGGCAAAACUGAUUACAGAAAUCGAAAAGUUCAGCGAAUGAAUUCGGUAGACUAGUGUGUCAACCAAAUGGCUGUAGCUUGGCAUUCGAAAGUCCUAAACGUAUUCGUAUCUUCGCUUCGGUUAGCCUGUGGUAUUUUACGUUUACCACUGCUCCUCAUGAGAUGUACAACAUGGUCCGCAUCCAUUGCAAAAUUUUAUGGACCCUGUAUGAUAAGUAUAAAAUAUAAAGAAGACGUGAUUCUCUAUUGAUUGACUAAGGGAAAGCAUACUUUUGUUUGUGGUUUCUAUAAAAUAUAUUUGAAUUUCCAAGACCAUCGAAAAUCAAUGGUAAAAAUGCAUGCUACUUAAGUAGUCAUUUUUUACCGAGCACGCUUUCUACAGGAGAGUGAAAAGAAGUGCAUUUAAAAGCCGACAUCCUGAAGAGUCCGAAAUGUCAUAAGGGUAUGCCUUAAGAUAAUCAGUAUCACAACCAGGACCAAGUAAUCCUUCUUAAUCGAAAACGCAUUUCAGAAUUUCAGCCAACAUUUCAUGAGAUAGGUCACGUACUGUACACAAACAUCAGCACCACCAACGUCGACAGCAGAGGUGAGGACCAGGAUUACGACCGCUCUCACUGCGCCUGCAGCUUUACCUCACACACCGGCCUGGUCGGUUACUUAUGAAUCCAUCGCUCAGAGGCUGACAAUUACACACUAAUCUACCGAAUUCAUAGGUUGAACUUUUCGAUUUCUGUAAUCAGUUUUGCCAAUUCGUUAAAGAACCACAGACGUCGAACGAUAACGCCACACCGAAGACAUGGUGGUGUAAAAAGCACAGAACACAAUAGGCCAAUUCGACCGUUUUUGCUGACGACGUGCAUAUUGCGCGAUGUCUGCCGGCAAUCGGGUCUGCCAUCGCACCCCGAAAUUUUGGCGGGAUAACUUGUACCUCGACUGCAUUUCUGAGGGUCAGGCUGCAAUUGCUCCUUCUUAAUUUUUUCCCCCCACGGCCUGGGAUCCGAGCCAGUUUUUGGCUUCAUGUCUAGGCGCGGCUUCGGGCGUGACAACCCCCACUCUUAUUGUUGGUGUUGGUAAAUAUCCUCGCCAUUUGUUGGGAGGACCAGAUGGUGCGGUGUGGAGCGCGAAGUUGAGGAUACGUCCAAGCCACCCGCCGGCGUCUCCGGUCUCCUUGGUUCAGGCGGAGGAGGAUUUGAAAGUGUGGUAGAUUCAGGACAAUUCUAGUGGCACUAUAAAACACUGGCCUAUUCGGCCACAUGCGCAUCCACGACGACCUGCGGUAGACAACCGCCGGUUGCACCACAACCCCACACCCUUCCUCCCUCCCUGCCUCCACUACCACUAUCAUUAUCACCACCCAACCACACAUCAACACUCAUCCACCGCAAGCAACCAACUGCCACCAACCACACAAGUGGGAAUUGCGCAUAUCGACUCGGUCCCCAUGCGGCUCCGGCUGCAUGGACGACUUGCGUCCGAGACUAUUCCGACACGUCUAAGGUUGUGGAUAGGAAGGCUGCUGAUUGACGCCCGCACUCGAUCCACGCAGUUCAUCGUGUUGUGUGUGGAGUGGUGGACUGGUCGGCAGAGAGGAUGGCUGAAACAGCGUCUUCCACGGCCCUCUCACGCCAGUGAGAAACACGCUGUUCAAAGCCCCCCGCGUGAGUGAAAUCCCGGUGUGUGUGUGUGUUUGUGUGCGUGUGUGUGUGUGUGUGUGUUUGAGUCUGUGGUGCCAAUUCGUGCUCGUGGCGUGUAGGAAUGGAAAGGGAGAGUGAGGUCGACGACUCAGCACACAUAUCCUCACUGUAAACAAUCUGCCGUGCUUGAAACUACCACGGCGCGCUAAAAGCCGUGGCUUGGAAGGUUGCCAACUGACGGGAUAUCUUGGACCUCCUCCUUAACUGGAGGCGGUCUGAGAGUCAGGAUACAAUGGCACCUUUUUAAUAUGGCGUUUAUGGAACUCCUAUCACAGUGUGGGAUCCGAGCCAGACGUUGGCAGCCCGCCUAGGUGCGGCUUAGGUCGUGCCAGUCUCCAAAUCUCUCUUGUGUUGGUUGAAAUCCUGGUUAUUUGUUGUGUGGACCAGGGGGUGUGGUGGAACGCCAAGGUGAGGAUUCGUCCGAGCCAUCCACCUGCAGCCUUCCCAGUCUCCGGUCUUCUUGGCUCCGUCUUGACACCGAGCUCAGGCGGGGGAGGAGGAGAGAGUGUAGGUAGAUGCUACGCAAGUCUACUGGCACUAUAAACCCCUGCGUAAGUCACCGUCCCUGCUACACACUGCAGUCAAUGGGACACACGGUGGACAUCAUCGAAAUCGAUGGUCGAACUGUCGUGUGUGUGUGUGUGCGUGCGUGUGUGGACAAACUGUGUCCCUGCCCACGACUCCUUGUUACUGUAGGGCAUCUCACUCCAUACGACUGGUGCUGCACAUUCAUGAGCAUUGUUUGUAUUCAAGACGAUAUCGUCGAUGUUGACAUUAAGGCUAAAUUAUUAAUGCAGCUACUGCGUGAAUUAUAGCUUACCUUGAUCGAAAUUGGAAACCUAACACACUCCCCUAAUUAAAAAUUCAUUUAUCGGGCAUGGACUACGACGCGUACGUCUAUCGGCCGGGAGGUUGGUCAAUAUGACCUCCAUAUGCAGUCAAGAAUUUCCGAGUCAAGUAGAACUAUGAGAUAUGCCUGUCACGCAGUUUAGUAUUCAAAGCAGGGAACAAGAUGCGGAGGCAAUCUACAGCCAAAAUACACUUAAUCAAAACAGAUUGCAUUCUGAAAUUUUGUACAAAUGAGGUGCUAAGCCUGCUGAUGACGUGGCUGUUGCUCGCUCUGCCAACAAGCCAUUGCUGCAUUUCAAUUUCCCCAUUAAUUGUCCGCAGGAAGCAACUGUCUGCCAAGAGUCGAGCGAAUUUCGAUGAGAUAUGAACUUGUAACCUCAUUUAUACUUCUACCAAAUCAACCCACACCAACCAGCUAUUAUUCAGUCUCCUUCACCCAAUCCUCUUUCACGCACUUCGCGUUACAUACUCGCUUCUCAGAAUUCAUCACUUUAUUGCCCUGAAGCCGCACACAGCAUAAUUGCCGCACAUAGUCUCGCAUCCCUGGAUCUUAACUAUCAUGCAGUAGAUUGUGUUCCCCUUUGAAAAAAAUCAUAAUGUUUUAUGCUUCGUACCCUCAUUUAAGUCGCUCAUGCCCCACAGGUACUGCAAAACGACGGCCUUCUGCAGUGGUGAGUCUAUUCGCUGUUCUAGUAGUCCAAGACAUAGCCCAUAGUAUCUGCUGUGAGACGAAUGCUACCAAUAGAAUUUACGAAAUACAUUUGGUUACUGGAUUUGAUAAAUCUUGAAGAGGCUGGGGUCUUAGUCACAAUUAAAUUCGGAGGAUGUUUGCCUAUCACAUCACAGCCCAACAGACUGACAAAGUUCAAAAGGUUACAUAUAACUAUGCAUGACGCCCCAAUAUCAUGACUAACUUGUCGCCUUCCUAGGCUUUUGCUUCGCUGCAAUCAUACACGCCAUUUUACAUCGCCCGCGAUCGUGCCUGCGAAGGUGGCAUGGGUAUCAGGCAAUUCAAAUGUCGUGAAUCGAUUUUGUGCCAGACUACAUGUCGAUCGAUGUUGGGGCGUUUGAACGUGGCCAAACGACUUGCGCGUCAGAAUUCAGAGACUGACAAUGGCGAACGCUACCUUGAUUGCUUUGCUGAAAUGCUCGAGACGCGGGACGCGAAAAGUGAGACAAUUAUUCGGACGGCUCGCCAGAUGGGGCAAGAAGCGCUCCUCUGUGCUGUUUUCCAGCGGUAAGUGCUGCAUGUUUCCCUCGUUGUCGCUCUACUAAAUGCACGUUGGACGUGAAUUCGAGCUUGCUCCAGUCUCUCAGACUGAGCAAUGUAGCAAAAUUAAUGCUAGAUGGAAACUGGUCGAGUAGACACUUGUAGUGUUUGCUUGGUGGCCUAGCUUGAAAUAAUGUUAAGGAUCGCAUACAAUAUGGAGGCUUUCAUACACCAACAAUGUUUCUGCCUAUUCGAUUAGCCACAUGAUCCCAGCCAUAUACGUCAGGUAGAAAGUAACGACUGCGUUGAUUCUACAGAGUCGUUAGGACGACACGCAUUCAUGCCGAUGUCCGAAUAUUGUCAGUCAUUUUUCACGUUUCUGGGAGUCAUCGAUAUCACUUCUUGCCAGUUCAAGUGAAGGUGGGUAAAUGUGAGGCGACUUGACUUGCAUUAUAACACGCCUUUCGUUCUUUACAGGCUGCCAACAAUCGGAUACUUUGUCAGAGCACGCAGAGUCGCUUGACCUCUCAGUAAGUCCUCAGGACGGAUGAUUAUGUUGUCAAGUUAGGGCAUUUUACAAUUAAUUGUCCACUUAAUGCCCCCCAAUAAACAUCUUCCAUUUUUUCUCAUCCAUGGCGUCCCUUGUCUGCUGGUAGAUAUGGUCAAGACUCUGCGUGUACGUCGCGUAAGCAUUGAGGCCUUGUAUCGAGUCCCAGAUUGCGCCUCCAGGAUUAUAACAAUUCUUCAACAGGCCGAUUCCGUAAGUCACCUACCUUAUUAAUUCUAUGCGUGCAGUGAGACAUUAUGUCACACGCGACAUUACGCUGGCUUACGCUUAGGUGUGUGCUAAUAUGCAGAUUCGCACUUGUUUGCCAUUUCAGAAUGUGAGUGAGCUGUGUGACCGUCUGGUGUGGGACGAGGAGGCUUUCGAUGGUCGGGCACUUUUGUCAGCCAUCAAGCGCUACCUGGACGCUCUGCAUGUCAGUCUUCUGAAUGCCCACAUGUUUGCCUCAUUUGUGGCGUCAACGGUGAACGAGACGGGGACGAAGAGAUGUGGCCGGUCUCUGCGGACACCGGCAGGCCUAGCACGGGCCUUAUGGCAAGUGCGAACAGGCCUCGUGAAGGUUUUCGGCUGCCCCGGCAAUGCGACGGCCGAGGACCGGGAGAGAGGGUGGCGCAUGGCCACGCUUGAUUACAUGAUGCGCCACCUUCGGGAGGUUGUGGCCCUUUAG